Messenger RNA from Lactuca virosa, 456 nucleotides. The record is from the annotation of a GenBank genome assembly. NCBI's taxonomy places the organism in Eukaryota, Viridiplantae, Streptophyta, Magnoliopsida, Asterales, Asteraceae.
AUGGCAGAGAGAGACAUCACUUUCAUUAACGACUUGGAUAAUAUGAAGGAUGAUUACACACUAAAAGUGUGUAUCAUCCGGUUAUGGAGAUCAAUCUCAGAUGUAAGCCCGACUAUAGUAAAGUCACUUAAGAUGAUAUUGAUGGAUAAGAUGGGUACCAAAAUCCGAGCAAGUGUCUAUCCAAGAGAUUUUGAAAGGUCGGGAAAUUCAUCAUUGUUGGAUCCAUUUAUGGGAUUCGACAAGAUAUUUAAUGGAGACGAAGUAGAAUGUUUAAGUUCAGAUGGUCUCUGCCAAUCCGAGUUUGUUCAUGAUCAGUUUGAUGUCAAUUUAUACUCCCCAGGUGUUUUAAAUGGUCUUAAAAUAUCAGCAAAGGUCUCAUUCUCAUUCUCAUUCUCAAUCUCACCACCUGGUUAUCUUCAACCCUACACUCCUACCCCAUCAACGUCUUUCGCAUAA